AUGAUAGUCCUGGAAAGGGUGUCAGAGGCAGUAUACAGAACUGUGCAAAACGCCCCAGGAGCACAAGGACAUCCUAAGAUCAGGAUGUCUCAGAAGAUGUGGGUCGGGCUGAUGCUGAUGGCAGCAAUGGCAGUGGCUCUGGAGGGGAAGAAGAUGCCACCAGGCAUAGUGAUAAGGAUCUCCCAGAAAGGCCUAGACCAUGUUUCAAAGCAAGGAACAGAGUUACUACAGAAGGAGCUGCUGAAGAUCUCUUUGCCAAUUCAAAUGGGGCUAGGGGAUUAUGAAUUCAUCAGAAUGAUGAUCAGCAAGUUUAUGUUGCAAAAAUCCCAUAUUAGUGUGGUUUCUAAAGGCUUUGUUUUGUCCAUGACCAAUGGCUCAAUCAUCAUUAAUGGAAAAUGGACCAACCAGAAGGCCAAAAAUAAUCAUAUCCCUUUUGACCUGAAACUGGAUGAUGUUGUCAUCAGAACUGUCUUUAAUCUGGGAAAGAACAAUAAUAACCAGAUUUCUAUUUCUGUCUCGUCAUGCAUCAUCCACAUUGGCAGCGUUCAUACAUUCACCUCAACCAACCAAAGGGAAUGUAAGUUGCUUGCCAUUGCCAUAGGCUUACAGCUAUUUGCAUUAGAGGGGAGCUUGCAGAUCUGUAGUAUGAUAAGAACCUCGACAACCUCGUACGUGGAACCCUACCUCCACACUAUGCCAGUGAAAGUCAACUUGGAUGGAAUCGCUGGAAUCGAUUAUUCCCUAAUACAGCCUCCAAAAUCCAAGGGCCACCACCUGGACAUUCCUUUGAAGGGCCAGUUUUUCAGCUUGACUCAUCAUACCCCAUUCCCCUUUUCUCCUUCUGCUGUGACUUUCCGUAGCAGCCAACUACAGAUGGUCUAUUUCGGAGUCUCACAUUCCUUCUUCGACUCAGCCAUACAUGUUUACAAAAAUGCUGGAAUCAAAUCCCUCCAAACGAAUAGUUCCAUGGUUCCAAAGGACUCCAAAUACAUUUUGUCGACCGACUACUAUGGAAUUCUGAUCCCUCAGCUGUCCAAGAACUUCCCUAGUAUGGCAAUGACAAUCGUCGUCGACUUUCCCUCCUCUGUACCAACCAUCUUCGUUGACUCUAGAACGAAAUUGAGCCUCAUGUCUUCACUUUCAACCCAUGUCUUUGCGGUUUUCUCCAACUCUUCUCAGACCCCACUCUUUAGGCUGAAACUGGUAUCCCUGCUACAGGACCCUUUUACUUAUUACAUGUCCAAAAUUUGGCUCCCUAUAAUUAAUGGGAGAUUGGAACAAGGUUAUCCUUUACCUGUACCGGCUAACCUUCACUUCUCCGACUAUAUCGUAUAUCCUCAUAAGCAUUUCCUGGUGUUUGGGACAGAUUUUAUCUAUUCUUGA
Molecule: messenger RNA, 1383 nt
Organism: Vombatus ursinus (common wombat)
Lineage: Eukaryota; Metazoa; Chordata; Mammalia; Diprotodontia; Vombatidae
Product: bactericidal permeability-increasing protein-like
Exons: 13
Coding region: 1-1383 (460 amino acids)
Molecular function (GO): lipid binding
Source: RefSeq, a predicted model, not a curated record